This is a messenger RNA of Daldinia decipiens, 1994 nucleotides long. Its product is annotated as putative zinc-binding oxidoreductase ToxD. The record is from RefSeq and is a predicted model, not a curated record. The coding region runs from base 472 to 1509 and encodes 345 amino acids. The transcript is spliced from 2 exons. Lineage: Eukaryota; Fungi; Ascomycota; Sordariomycetes; Xylariales; Hypoxylaceae. Gene Ontology annotation, molecular function: oxidoreductase activity, acting on NAD(P)H.
AAACAGCUUGCCAAUAUCACGACUCAAGUUAAUUGGAUAGCCACUUACUCCAACACAAUCGGGAGACAACAUAAUUUGUAAUCGGAAGUAUAUUAACCCUGUUACUAAUGAAGUCGGACAUAACAUUAUCUCCUAAAAUAGUCAUAGACUGCGUAAAUGCCAAUCCAAAUUUGAUUGGUUCACUACUGUGCAUGCCAUACAUUGCAGAGAAUAUCGCGAUAGCUUUGUCAUAAGGAGGGGUCGAGGGGUCGAGACGUUACAUAUUAAAUGUGGACAGCUUCUUAACAUAUCGCAUAUAUUUAAGAACAGAACAGAAUAGAACACUUGAGAAGAGCUGCCGCGGACUACAUCACACUAUUAAAGCCACUCGACACUACUCGACAUCUCAUAUACGACAUACGACACACCACAUACGACAUACAACAUACAACAUACACUUACACUAGAAUAAUACCAAUCACAUAAUAGAAAAUGGCUGCAACUCAGAAAGCUCUUAUUAUCCAGGAGGGAAACGUCGGGAAGGUCGUAACCGACGCUCCUAUUCCCAAAGUGCGCCCCGGCUACGUCAAGGUUAAGACGGUAGCUGUUGCUCUAAACCCUACCGACUGGAAGCACAUCGACGGUGUUGGAAUUGCCGGCAGCCUGGUUGGUUGCGACUACUCAGGUAUCGUCGAGGAAUUAGGACCCGACGUCGCAAAUUUCAAAGUCGGCGACAAGAUCGCUGGCUUCGUCUCCGGCGCCAAUGCGAGCAACGCAGAAGACGGCGCCUUCGCCGAGCACAUCGUGGCAAAAGCCGCCCUUGCCAUCAAGGUCCCCGACACCAUCACGAUGGAACAGGCGUCGACGCUGGGCGUGGGCAUCAGCACAGUCGGCCAAGGCCUCUACCAAUCACUAGGCCUCCCUUGGCCCACCGAGCCGGCUAAGAAGCCCUUCCCGGUUCUUAUCUACGGGGGUAGCACUGCAACUGGAACGCUAGCAGUCCAGUUCGCGAAAUUAUCCGGUCUGCAGGUCAUCACGACAUCCUCGCCCCACAACUUCGAUCUGCUCAAGAGCCUUGGCGCAGACGCGACCUUCGACUACAAGUCGCCGACCGUGGGCGCGGACAUCCGCGCCUUCACCAACGACAGCCUCGAGUACGUGUUCGACUGCAUCUCGGUGGGCUCCGCGCCCGAGAUCUCGGCGCAGGCGCUUAGUUCCAAGGGCGGCAAGUACAGCUCGCUGUUGACGGUCGAGAACUUCCCCCGCGACGACGUCGCCAAGCUCCAGACCGUGGCGUACACGGCGACCGGGGAGACGUUCUUCAAGUUCGGACACACGUUCACGGCGAACCCCGCGGACCUCGAGUUCGGCACCAAGUUCUGGAAGCUGGCGGGCGAGCUGAUCGCCCAGGGUAAGGUUAAGCCGCACCCGGUGGACGUUCGGGACGGUGGUUUGGACCAUAUUCUCGAGGGGCUGGAUGAACUGCGGCAGGGACGGGUUACGGGAAAGAAGAUCGUUUAUAAGAUUUGACGGUGGACGAGUGGACAAGAGGGGGGAAAUGGGACGGUUGGGAUGAUGGUAGGGAGUCAAUUAUAGUGCGUCCCGGGUAGGAUGAGCUACGUUAGGUACCUUGAGUGGCUUUAGAGACUGAAAAGCGGUGGGUUUUAUGAUUAUUGUGAUAUUUGAUCAUUAUCCUAGCUUUAGAUUCAGUAUUGAACUCCAUUAACCUACCUGUUAACCUAGGUAUUUACAUCCUCACGGUUAUAGUUAGUGGCCUAGAAACAGAGACGUUGAUGUCCAGAAAUAAUACUCCGAGGCUUUGAAGCUAGAAGAACAUAUUUUUGAAAUUUUGAGCUAACACGGGAUUGAAUAGGGGUACUUUUACAUAUAUCUACAUGUAUUAUUCAGCGUUUAUAUCCUCGAAUCUUACCCAGCACAACAUUUUUCUUCUAAAUACCUAUUGCGUGUAUGGAUGUCGGCUGUAUCCAAUAUAUCAAGCAUUUAGCUUCUCUGUG